AUGGCGGUGAGCUUGUGGUCUCCGAAAGAAAGCGACCGGGACGUGGGUAACAGGGUGAAGCUGCAAAAUCCCCACAUGAAGGACAUUAAAGUGGACAACCUGUACCAUUUGGCGCUGUCAACAGGCACCCACCAAAUGAAGGACAUGUUCGGCGACAUCAAGUUCGUGUGCAUGGGCGGCACGACGGCACGGAUGGAACGCUUCGCUCAGUACGUCAAGGCCGGCCUCGACAUCCAGCUGCCCACGGGCGCCGACCUCUACGACAUCAGCCAGGCCUCGCACCGCUACUGCAUGUACAAAGUCGGACCUGUGCUCUCCGUCAGCCACGGCAUGGGCUCCCCGUCUCUCUCCAUCGUGAUGCACGAGCUACUCAAGCUGCUGCACUAUUCCCAUUGCACCACAGACGUGGUCAUGCUGCGCCUUGGAACUUGCGGAGGAAUUGGGGUUCCCCCUGGGUCGCUCGUCGUCAGCACAGGCGUCCUGAACGGGCUGCUGAAAGAGGAGCUGGAAGCAUUCGUUCUGGGAGAGCGCGUGACGCGGCCCUGCGUUCUGGACGGCGACCUGGUGCGCGAGCUCGUGGACGUGGGCAACCGGUUCUUGCCCGCUCUGCAAAUCGUGCGCGGCAAGACGCUGUCCACCGACGACUUUUACGAGGGCCAAGGCCGACUAGACGGCGCGAUUUGCACCUACUCGGCGGAAGCCAAGCGCCAGUUCAUGGACAAGCUCCGGUCCAUGGGCGUGCGCAACAUCGAGAUGGAGGCUUCCAUGUUCGCCGCCAUGUGUCACUUCGCCGGGUUGAAAGGAGGUGUGGUUUGCGUGACGCUGCUGGACCGUCUUGACGGUGACCAGGUUGACCUGCCGAGCUCCGAGAUGAUCGACUUGCAGGAUCGACCGCAGGAACUCGCCCUCCAGUUCAUCCGCCACAGGCUGGGCCUGCCUCCGAAGAUGAAUAAGUACAUGGUCUGAGAAGACUCGGAGGGCGACAGCGGACUCUCAUGGAAGACUUGGGGGCUUCCUUGACACCCUCGGUGCAAGAUUCUCAUUUCCAUGGAGCGACAAAAGCUCAAACUGAAAUUCGAGGACUGCCGAUCAUAAUGGCCUUUACAUCGCCUUAAAUGAC
This is a messenger RNA of Dermacentor silvarum, 1120 nucleotides long. Its product is annotated as uridine phosphorylase 1-like. The record is from RefSeq and is a predicted model, not a curated record. Gene Ontology annotation, molecular function: uridine phosphorylase activity. Lineage: Eukaryota; Metazoa; Arthropoda; Arachnida; Ixodida; Ixodidae. The coding region runs from base 1 to 966 and encodes 321 amino acids. Gene Ontology annotation, cellular component: cytosol; cytoplasm. The transcript has 8 exons. Gene Ontology annotation, biological process: nucleotide catabolic process; uridine catabolic process.